GAAGAAUGGAUGGAUAUCAAGAAUUACCAUGUACAAAAAAAUUUGUGGCAACACUCCGUCAUUAAGCUGAGAUCUCAACACGCUGCGGCAUCCAUAGGGUAACAAAAUUUAACAAAAAUGUCUAAAAGAGGACGUGGUGGUACCGCAGGUGCCAAAUUCAGAAUUUCUUUGGGUCUACCUGUUGGAGCUGUUAUAAAUUGUGCUGACAAUACAGGUGCAAAAAAUUUGUACAUAAUUGCUGUUAAUGGAAUCAAAGGUCGACUUAACAGAUUACCUGCUGCUGGUGCAGGUGACAUGAUUGUUGCUACAGUAAAGAAAGGCAAACCAGAAUUAAGGAAAAAGGUAAUGCCAGCUGUGGUUAUCAGGCAACGGAAACCGUAUAGAAGGAAGGACGGAAUGUUCUUAUAUUUUGAAGACAAUGCGGGGGUUAUAGUAAACAACAAAGGUGAAAUGAAAGGGUCUGCCAUAACAGGACCAGUUGCAAAAGAAUGUGCAGAUCUCUGGCCAAGAAUAGCCUCCAAUGCCAGCAGCAUAGCUUAAUCAUCUGUAAAAAAAAUAUUUAAAAAAAACUGUCCGUAAAUAAAUGUUAUGGAUGGAA
Messenger RNA from Argiope bruennichi, 598 nucleotides. RefSeq names its product 60S ribosomal protein L23 (gene RpL23). The record is from RefSeq and is a predicted model, not a curated record. Gene Ontology annotation, cellular component: cytosolic large ribosomal subunit; ribosome. Bases 118 to 540 code for a protein of 140 amino acids. NCBI's taxonomy places the organism in Eukaryota, Metazoa, Arthropoda, Arachnida, Araneae, Araneidae. Gene Ontology annotation, molecular function: structural constituent of ribosome; large ribosomal subunit rRNA binding. The transcript has 5 exons. Gene Ontology annotation, biological process: translation.